CCCACGCCCCGUUACGUACCGACGCAAAGAUGUGAUACGUGAUGCAAGUGACGCAGUUACGCAGCGCAUGCUUUUGUAACCCCAAGCGUCCCUUGAACCAAGGCAAAGCCAAGUUCGUUGAAGAAGCCUGAGCGGAGAUGUACCGUCCCAAACCGACGCUGCGGGACCGACAGCACCUGUACCGGCUGAUCAUCAGCCAGUUGCUGUAUGACGGUUACACCAACAUCGCCAACAACCUCAUCACGGAGGUGAAGCCACAGAGCGUCGUGUCGCCCUCUGAGAACCUCAUGCAGCUGGCCAAGAUAGGCAUGGAGAAUGAUGACAGUGCGGUGCAGUAUGCCAUCGGGCGGUCUGACACAGUGGCACCAGGCGUUGGCAUCGACCUGGAGUUUGACGCUGAUGUCCAGUCCAUGUCCCCCGAGGCGUCUGAGUACGAGACUUGUUACGUGACGUCUCAUAAGGGUCCCUGUCGCGUGGCCACCUACAGCCGGGACGGGCAGCUCAUUGCUACGGGCUCCGCAGACGCCUCCAUCAAAGUCUUGGACACAGAACGUAUGCUGGCCAAGAGUGCCAUGCCCAUAGAGGUGAUGAUGAAUGAGACAGCCCAGCAGAACAUGGAGAACCACCCUGUGAUCAGAACACUGUACGACCACGUGGAUGAGGUCACGUGUCUGGCAUUCCACCCCACGGAACAGAUCCUGGCGUCUGGGUCACGUGACUACACCCUCAAACUGUUUGACUACUCCAAGCCCUCUGCCAAGAGAGCCUUCAAACAUGUACAGGAAGCAGAGAUGCUGCGUGCCAUCUCCUUCCACCCGUCAGGUGACUUCCUGUUGGUGGGGACACAGCACCCGACCCUCCGCCUCUACGACGUUAACACCUUCCAAUGCUUCGUCUCCUGCAACCCUCUAGACCAGCAUACUGACACCAUCAGUGGAGUCAACUACAACCCUAAUGCUAACAGCUAUGUGACGUGCAGUAAGGACGGCAGUAUCAAGCUGUGGGACGGCGUGUCUAACCGCUGUGUGAUGACGUUUGAUAAGGCCCAUGAUGGGGCGGAGGUCUGCUCCGCUGUCUUCUCGAAGAACUCCAAGUACGUCCUCUCCACCGGGAAAGACUCUGUCGCCAAACUGUGGGAGAUCUCCACCGGGCGCCCCCUGGUCAAAUACACAGGUGCUGGUCUGAGUGGUCGUCAGAUGCAUCGUACCCAGGGUGUGUUCAACCACACAGAGGACUAUGUUCUGCUGCCUGAUGAGAGAACCAUCUCUCUAUGCUGCUGGGACUCCCGAUCUGCAGAGAGGAAGAACCUUCUGUCCCUGGGUCACAACAACAUCGUCCGCUGUAUCGUCCACUCCCCCACCAACCCAGGGUUCAUGACCUGUAGUGAUGACUUCAGGGCCCGCUUCUGGUACAGACGUACUACCACCGACUGAGACCCUCUGUUGUACCUCUGACCCCUCUGUACCAACACACUACCACAGAGCCCAAACAAAAUCCCUCACCACUGAGGAAACCCCCAUUGACGACGACUCCACAGCCAAACAGCUCCUUACCUGACACUGGACAGCAUCAGGGUCCUGCAGCCUCAGACGUUACAACAAACCGUGUCUGAGUUGACUACCCUGCCUCCAUCUUGGACUGGAUUUCAGUGGCGCUAGUGGGGUCUUUCUGAUGACUCUGUAAUGGCUUGUCAUGACUGUAGUACCCAGGUAUGACAUCCAGGCGGCCGUGUUUGACCAGUGAGUUUCUAUCUGGGCCUGGUUUCACCAUGGUGGGUAGCCAUGUUGGUAGAGAACACAGCUGAUUGGCUGGCUGAUUACAUGAACAGCGUUGUUGGGAAUAGUAAUCAUUAACUAAUCUUCUAGAUAUUUUGAAGACCGUGAGCAACAUGCUCAUUAAUACGUUUCUUUAAUCUUUUGAUAAAACAACUCCGUAGUUGAGUUUGUGGUUUUCCACUUUUUUCCCCUUUUUUUGUUUGUCUUUCUGACAUUUUUAAUAAAACAUUGAAGAAAA
This is a messenger RNA of Oncorhynchus nerka (sockeye salmon), 2013 nucleotides long. Its product is annotated as cleavage stimulation factor, 3' pre-RNA, subunit 1. Lineage: Eukaryota; Metazoa; Chordata; Actinopteri; Salmoniformes; Salmonidae. The record is from RefSeq and is a predicted model, not a curated record. The coding region runs from base 138 to 1433 and encodes 431 amino acids. Gene Ontology annotation, molecular function: protein binding; RNA binding. Gene Ontology annotation, biological process: mRNA 3'-end processing. Gene Ontology annotation, cellular component: mRNA cleavage stimulating factor complex. The transcript is spliced from 7 exons.